CUCUAUUUGAUCGUAUGCCAGGAAGUUCUAGAGAACUACUGAGAUAAUUAUUUCCUUAUUUCAUGGAAAAUAAAAUAAAACUUGGUUUCUACAAUUUGUUACCACAACAUGAAUAAUUCGUCACAAUGCAAUUGUAUAUUUAUUUAAAUUUAAGUUAAUGACAGAGUUUUUUCUUCACUCGUGCAGAAAAUUAAAAUAACAGGAUAAUGAUAUGAUUAGUUAAUCAACCAAGUGGGUUUAUGAAGUUGACGUAAGAAAGAAGCAAAAAGAAAAAUGCAGAAAUGAAAGAACACAAGUCACUCUGUCUGUGGAUACACAUUCCCUCCAAGAGAAGAAGCGUUUUACAAGAGUGAAGGAAUGAGUUAAAAAUAAAAUAUCUGAAAGAGAUAGAAUAGUGACGGGGUUAUGAGUUUUCUCGUGAUACCUUUCAAGUUCAGUUCUCGCGGGACCGUCAACCUCGCUGUUACUCGCGUGUUACAUUAUACAUAAACAUUUUACUUAAAAUGCUGACGAUUAACAUUUUGUGAAUGUAAAAAUAUAUAAUAUUCCUUUCUUAGUAAAUAAUAAAUUUAUAAAUAUUGAUAGCUUAAUAAAUAAGAAUUAAAAUGAUGCUAUUCGUGAUCUGGAUAUUCUUUUUAAGUACUUCAAUCACUCAACAAACCACUUUUUUCCGGACAUUUGAAUGUAUCAACAAUCAGUGCCAACGCACGAGCCAGCCAAUCUCGAUCAUUGACCCAGGACAGUUAAGGCUCAAAGGUCAUCACACAACAUUAGCAGCAUGCCGCUUAGUUUGUGGUUCACUUGGAGGUCUUUGGCCAGUACCCACAGGACCUGUUAAUAUUGGAAAAAAUUAUGUAUCAACUCAUCCAAAUGAGAUUCGUUUUGACUUGAAAGACAUUCCCCCAUCAACUAAGCCUUUUUUAUCUGAAAUCUUAGAUAUUUUUGUAGGAAAUUUACGAUGGAUGUGUGGGGAGAAAUGUGAAAGAUCCAGUUCUACGGUCAUAGUUCAUCUUAAAAUUAGUUCUGAAGAUCUAAACCUUGACUGGAAUACCAAUGAAGAAUAUACUCUUCAAAUAUUUACAAAAGAAGGAAAAAUCGAUGUUAUUGUGACGGCAUCCACAGUAUACGGAGCUCGUCAUGCUCUAGAGACUCUCUCUCAGCUUUUCGCACCGGUCAUUGAAUCCAGUCAUGCUACAGGAAUGGUCGUGAUUGACCAAGCGAAGAUCCAGGAUAAACCUAUUUUUCCACAUCGAGGGCUUUUAAUCGAUACUGCUCGGAAUUUCCUGCCAGUUUCGGCUAUCUUGAGAACAAUUGAUGGUCUUGCAGCUACAAAAAUGAACGUUCUUCAUUGGCAUGCUACUGAUACUCAGAGUUUUCCACUUCAAAUCAAGAGUAGACCUCUUAUGGCCCAGUAUGGAGCUUAUUCUCUUGAUAUGAUUUAUACUCCUGAAGAUGUUGAUCACAUUGUUACAUACGCCAAAUAUAGGGGUGUAAGAGUAAUACUGGAACUUGACUCUCCAUCUCAUGCUAGUGCUGGAUGGGAGUGGGGUGAGUCUGCUGGAUUAGGAGCUCUCGCUGUCUGCAUGCAUCAAGAGCCUUGGCGAGAUUAUUGUAUUCAACCACCUUGCGGCCAACUUAAUCCAGUUAAUCCAAAGACAAUAGAUGUCCUAAGAGAUAUUUACAGAGAUAUGUUAUCACUUGUAGGAAUGAACAAUAUUCUUCAUCUAGGAGGAGAUGAAGUAUUUAUUAAUUGUUGGAAUACAACAGCAGAAAUAAUAUCAGCUUUGAAAGAACGUGGAAUGGGAAGAGAAAUGAGUGAUUUCUUACAACUUUGGGGUGAAUUUCAUACGAAACAAAUAGAAAUCCUCGAUGAAAUAAAAGAAGGCAAAAAAGAUUAUGCUAUACUUUGGAGUUCAGCACUAACAGCUCCAGAUGAAAUAGAAAAAUAUCUCGAUAAAAAUAGAUUUAUCAUCCAAACCUGGGUGGAAUCGUCAAAUGAAUUAGCUGAUGAACUUUUAGAUCGUGGAUAUAAAUUAAUCAUUUCUACAAAAAAUGCAUGGUAUUUAGAUCAUGGAUUUUGGGGUACUACUAAAUAUCAUUCUUGGAGAAACGCUUAUGAUAAUAGAAUUCCCAGAAGAGAAGGUGUUCUUGGAGGUGAAGUCUGUAUGUGGGGAGAAUACGUGAAUGAAGGGGGAUUGGAUUCACGAGUAUGGCCAAGAGCAGCAGCAGUUGGUGAACGGUUAUGGAGUGAUUCACAUACCUUAAAAACCCGAGAUGCUGAACCACGUCUUCAAAGCCAUAGAGAAAGACUGCAACUUCGACAAAUUCAUGCUGAUGCUAUGUCUCCGACUUGGUGUGCACAGCAUGCGACGAAAUGUUUUUAAUUUAUUACUAAUAGAACAACUGUUCCAACAAAUUAAAUAUACCACAAUGUGUUAACUAUGUUUAAACAACAUAUUCAAUGUGAUAAUCAAUGCAUUAAUUCUGUAAAUAUUGUAAUUUUUUCUAAAUUGGUUAAUAAAAAAUAUUUUAGACUUUCUA
Chelonus insularis is the source of this 2541-nucleotide messenger RNA. RefSeq names its product Hexosaminidase 2 (gene Hexo2). The record is from RefSeq and is a predicted model, not a curated record. The coding region runs from base 606 to 2384 and encodes 592 amino acids. Lineage: Eukaryota; Metazoa; Arthropoda; Insecta; Hymenoptera; Braconidae. Gene Ontology annotation, cellular component: lysosome; plasma membrane. Gene Ontology annotation, biological process: ganglioside catabolic process; carbohydrate metabolic process; protein deglycosylation. The transcript is spliced from 8 exons. Gene Ontology annotation, molecular function: beta-N-acetylglucosaminidase activity.